CGCGUGUGGCGGCGGCCGCGGGGCGCCCGGCUCCUCCCAGCCUGUGCGCUGGAGCGCCGGUGUCCGCGCUGAGCUGUGCGGCGCGGGCCGUGCGAGCUGCCGCCUGCGCCCCGAGCGGAGCGCGGCCAUGCCCGGGCCCUAGCGCGCUGCCGCAGCCUCUUCAAUGGGCAACCUGCUCGGCGGGGUCAGCUUCCGCGAGCCCACCACCGUGGAGGACUGCGACUCCACCUGGCAGACCGAUUCGGAGCCCGAGCCCGAGCAGCCGGGGCCAGCAGGCGGUGGCGAGGGCCAGGAGCACGACGAACCGGAGCAGCCCGAGCAGCCUCCCGAGAGAGCCGGAGGGCGGCCCCGCGCCAGCCCGGUGCCCGAGGACCACGCCGAGGCGGCGGGCGCAGAGCAGGGUGGUGAUCCCACAGAAGCAACUGCUAAACCAAAGAGGAGCUUCCAUGCUGCGAGGGAUCUGUACAAAUACCGACAUCAGUACCCACAGAACUUCAAAGAUAUCCGAUAUCAAAAUGACUUGAGCAACCUUCGCUUUUAUAAGAAUAAAAUUCCGUUUAAGCCAGAUGGUGUUUACAUUGAAGAGGUUCUAAAUAAAUGGAAAGGAGACUAUGAGAAGCUGGAGCACAACCAUACUUACAUUCAAUGGCUUUUUCCUCUGAGAGAACAAGGCUUGAACUUUUAUGCUAAAGAAUUAACUACAUAUGAAAUUGAGGAAUUCAAGAAAACAAAAGAAGCAAUCAGAAGAUUCCUCUUGGCCUAUAAGAUGAUGCUAGAAUUUUUUGGAAUAAAGUUGAUUGAUAAAACUGGUAAUGUUGCUCGGGCUGUAAAUUGGCAAGAAAGAUUUCAACAUCUGAAUGAGUCCCAGCACAACUAUUUAAGAAUCACACGAAUUCUGAAAAGCCUUGGUGAGCUUGGGUACGAGAGUUUUAAGUCUCCUCUUGUGAAAUUCAUUCUCCACGAGGCUCUAGUGGAAAACACUAUUCCCAAUAUUAGGCAGAGCGCUCUGGAGUAUUUUGUGUAUACAAUUAGAGACAGAAGAGAGAGAAGAAAGCUCCUGCGAUUCGCCCAGAAACAUUACACACCAUCAGAGAAUUUCAUCUGGGGGCCGCCUAGAAAAGAGCAGCCAGAGCGAAGCAGAGCUCAGAAAACUCCUCUGCCAACUUCGGGAUCGAAUAGUCAAACUUCUGUGCACAAGAAAUCCAAGGACUCCAAAAAUUCCUCAGCAGCUAUCCACCCAAAUAGUAAAACUGUGGAAGAAAAAAAGGGGGCCUCUCGAGAGACUGGAGAGGAGACAGACAAGCCGGGUCCAGAGCCCCACAGUGAAGAUACCAAGCCAAGAAACACAGAGAAAGACAGUGCUAUUGAAGAAUCGAAUUCCCCACCCGAGGAGAAAACAGUUCCUGAGACCACAGGGAAAGGGGAGUGUCCAACUUCUGAAAACAUCAGAGAUGGGGAAACCCAGAGCAAAGACUCGGAAAAUUCUGAAAACACCAGUUGCCACGAUGAGGUAGUGUCACAGUGAAUUGUCACAAACCAGUUCCCGUAACGGGAAUAAAGAGGUAGUCUAAUUUAUCCUGAAGAACAGAGAUGAGGUCAUGCUUAAGAUGGUAGCCACCUGUGGCUUUUGUUGUAAGCCCCUGGUUCUUGCUUUUGGAUCACAAUGAAACUGGAUAUUGAGUAAGGAAAUUUUUAAAGCGGAUCCAAUUAAAGAAUAUAUUUAGGGUGUGUUUCCAAAUUCUGUAUAUAACAGUCACUUUAAGAAUAUUUUCAAGUUAUCUAGAACUCAUGGAGUAGCGUUUGGCAUCCAACGCUCUCUUGAGAGAGUCAUGCAGAAAUACGAGCCUCUCGUGAUGCCCUGACUUUUACUCAUUUUGGAGCUGGAAGGGUGAGUUAGGUGUUCUCAAAUGUAGCCAGAAAGUAAUCUGGACUCAGCUAGCAGCACCUCAGUGUCCUCGGCUUUGGCUCUGGAGUGGCUGUCCUUCCCACUUGCCGGCCGUCUGUCUUGCUUCCAUUCCGGAUCCCACAUCGAGUUUGCUAGUAUGGUAGGACCCUCUCCUAUUCUGACGUCCAGGUGGAAGAGGGGCGAAGUUUUAAUAGCCUGAUUUCAAGAUUUUUUUUAAUGUUUAGAAUAAUAAAGGUAUUUUCAGUAAUAA
Phodopus roborovskii (desert hamster) is the source of this 2156-nucleotide messenger RNA. It is a transcript of the gene Ogfrl1, whose product is annotated as opioid growth factor receptor like 1. Gene Ontology annotation, molecular function: opioid growth factor receptor activity. Gene Ontology annotation, cellular component: membrane. The coding region runs from base 164 to 1525 and encodes 453 amino acids. The transcript is spliced from 7 exons. The record is from RefSeq and is a predicted model, not a curated record. NCBI's taxonomy places the organism in Eukaryota, Metazoa, Chordata, Mammalia, Rodentia, Cricetidae.